Molecule: messenger RNA, 1765 nt
Organism: Camellia sinensis
Lineage: Eukaryota; Viridiplantae; Streptophyta; Magnoliopsida; Ericales; Theaceae
Source: RefSeq, a predicted model, not a curated record
CAAUCAUUGUAUUAAACACUGUUUAAAUAGCCAUGGUUUAAAAAGGGUAACAUGUUUGUGUUAGUCUUGUGCUCCCCUAAGAGCAUCAUAACUUCAUCAUCAGAAUCUUCUCUCUCUCCCUCUCUCUCUCUCUCUCUCUCUCUCUCCUUCUCUAAUUCUCUCUGUCAAUCUUUCUCCGGCCAGCAUAGCCGCCCGCUCUGGCAUAGCUGAUCGGUUGAUAUCUCGUUUGACGACAAAGACGGAGAAAUUAGAAAGUGAAUAAUAAAAGAGAUGGGAAGGGCUCCAUGUUGUUCCAAGGUUGGGUUGCAUAGAGGUCCAUGGACUGCUAGAGAGGAUGCAUUGCUCACCAAGUAUAUUCAGCUUCAUGGUGAAGGCAAUUGGAGAUCUUUGCCUAAAAAAGCUGGUCUACUAAGAUGUGGAAAGAGUUGCAGGCUAAGAUGGAUGAACUAUCUAAGACCUGAUAUCAAGAGAGGGAACAUCUCCCCUGAUGAGGAUGACCUAAUUAUCAAAAUGCAUGCUCUUCUUGGCAACCGAUGGUCUCUUAUCGCAGGAAGACUACCGGGUCGAACUGAUAACGAGAUUAAGAACUAUUGGAACACCCAUCUCAGCAAAAGACUCUUAAGCCAAGGAACCGACCCGAAUACCCACAAAAAAAUAUCAGAUCCUCACCUAAAAGAACCAAAGAAGAGAAGGAGCAACAGCAAAAAGCAAAAAAACAAGUCCAAAUCCAAUGUUGUAGUGAUUGAAAAGCUCAAAGUUCAUAACCCAAAGCCCACUAGGAUCAAGUCCUUGAGUUCCUUCUCAAUGUCAAGGAAUGGUAGUUUUGGUUGGACAAUUAGUGGCGGUUCUUCAUCAAGUCAUGAGGGAGACCACAGAGGAUCAUUACUUGUUGGUACAGAAGUCGUGCAUGUUCCACGGUCUGAUUUCAAAGAUGAUGCGGAUCAUGAAAAUAGGGUUGGCUUUCUUGUUGGUGAUGAUCAUCAAGAUCGCGAUCUAGUCAACGGUUCGGCCCUCGAAUGCCAUUCUCAAUUGUUGCCAAUGUCUGAUCACACUCUACAGAAGCUCUAUGAGGAGUACCUACAACUUCUCAAGGCAGAAGAUGAUGUCAAAGUUCAGUUGGAUUCCUUUGCUGAAUCUUUGCUGAUAUGAACAUAGUUCUAAAUCACCGUAUCAGGUAACGUAAUGGUAUCGAUCGCGGAGUAUCAGUAUCGAUAGUAUCGAUCGGUACGUAUUGCGUAUCAGGCGUCGCGACUGUAAAAUUUCAAAAAUCAUUAGCAAUUCAUCUAAAACUCAAUUUUAUGAAUUUUUUGGGGCUCUUUUAGCCUUAAUUUAUCACAUUUUAAUCAAAGUUUUGAUAUAUAAAGGCACUUUUGACUCAUUUUCAACUAAAUGAUAUGUAUUUAUUUUAGUCUCAAGCUUUUAUUUGGUACUAAUACAAUACUAACCUCCACCUCUCAUCAUAAUGUUAGAUAAUUUUUCAAACAAAAUGAUUAAAUGGGAAAAAUAUGAUUUAGAAUUUGGUACAUAAUGUUGGACUCUGCAAAGAAACUAAUCAACACAUGGGAGACUAAAAUAGAAAAAUAAAAUGGGACAUCAAAUAUAAAGGUGGAUGGGGGAUCUGCAGAGCUUUGCUUCAAUAUAUAUAAAUGCUCCAAAUAUAUAUAUAUAUAAAUAUUUAAACAAUCAUAAAUAUAUAUUAAAAUAUAUUCCAUUCCCAUCCCAUACCAUAAUAUAAAUAAAAAAAUAACCACAGGAAAAAAAAAAA